AUGAAUGAGAAACGAAACAGAUCUGAUGAGCCUAAUUUGGGUUUGUCUUUAAAAACUCCAAUUGAAUAUGAAUCAGUUAAGAGGAUUCCAACUCUGGAAGAAGCUAUGAAUUUGGAACUAAAAAAUGGUCAAGUAGACCCCAAUGUGAACUUGAAGAAGUUUAGAAGAACGAUAUCAAAUCGAUUGUCUGCCCAAAGGUCUAGGAUGAGGAGGACUGAGUACAUAGAUGAGUUGAAAAAAGAGGCCAAAGAUCUUGAGGAUACAAUAGCUUUUGUGGGACAAAAAAUAGAAAAUGAGAAAGACAACAAAAAGAAGUUGCAGCUGGAGAAUGAAAUGUUGCGAGUACAAUUGGAUAGCAUCACUAACAAAUCUAAUUUACUCACUGUGCAAACUGAAGAGCUGAAAGUUGAGUUGAAGAGGCUUAAGGAACCUGCAGAGGCUCAGGAAGAUGAGGAGCAUAUGGACAUGGACCAGUAUCUCAACUUUGACAACAUGAACUUUUCUCCACCCAAGAAUGACGACAUAUGA
This is a messenger RNA of Solanum stenotomum, 528 nucleotides long. Its product is annotated as basic leucine zipper 34-like. Gene Ontology annotation, molecular function: DNA-binding transcription factor activity; DNA binding. NCBI's taxonomy places the organism in Eukaryota, Viridiplantae, Streptophyta, Magnoliopsida, Solanales, Solanaceae. The record is from RefSeq and is a predicted model, not a curated record. Gene Ontology annotation, biological process: positive regulation of DNA-templated transcription. The coding region runs from base 1 to 528 and encodes 175 amino acids. The transcript is spliced from 4 exons. Gene Ontology annotation, cellular component: nucleus.